Messenger RNA from Dipodomys ordii (Ord's kangaroo rat), 1256 nucleotides. RefSeq names its product transmembrane protein 203 (gene Tmem203). The transcript has a single exon. Bases 2 to 412 code for a protein of 136 amino acids. Gene Ontology annotation, cellular component: endoplasmic reticulum. Gene Ontology annotation, biological process: intracellular calcium ion homeostasis. Lineage: Eukaryota; Metazoa; Chordata; Mammalia; Rodentia; Heteromyidae. The record is from RefSeq and is a predicted model, not a curated record.
GAUGCUCUUCUCGCUGCGGGAGCUGGUGCAGUGGCUGGGCUUCGCCACCUUCGAGAUCUUCGUGCACCUGCUGGCCCUGCUGGUGUUCUCCGUGCUGCUGGCGCUGCGGGUGGACGGCCUGGCCCCGGGCCUCUCCUGGUGGAACGUGUUCGUGCCCUUCUUCGCCGCGGACGGCCUCAGCACCUACUUCACCACCAUCGUGUCCGUGCGCCUCUUCCAGGACGGCGAGAAGCGGUUGGCUGUGCUGCGCCUCUUCUGGGUCCUCACAGUGCUGAGCCUCAAGUUCGUCUUCGAGAUGCUGCUGUGCCAGAAGCUGGUGGAGCAGACUCGAGAGCUCUGGUUCGGCCUGAUCACCUCUCCGGUCUUUAUUCUCCUGCAGCUGCUCAUGAUCCGCGCUUGCCGCGUCAACUAGCUUCUCUCUGGGGCCCGGGAAGAGCCGGACCUUCACCCGCGGCCUUGCUUGGGCCACAUCGGAGGAGAGGGCAGUGUGCCCCGCUGAGCGAGCACUUUUCUCUCCCUGCCAGUCACUUCUGAGGAACGCGAGCAGCCUUGAUCCAUGCGAUAUGUUUCCUGUUGUUCAUGCUUUGAAUAGCUAAUCCUGAACCGAUGAGAUCCUGAGAGGGGUCCUAGCAGAAAUAGCCCUGAACUCUUGACUUUGGAACUCUCACACUGGCAGACUGUCCCAACGAGCUCUGAGCAUUUUCUAUAGGUCUUAGAGAAGUACUCCUUUACAAAGGCAAUAAAUCUGGACUCAGGGAUUUUGUCUUGCCAGCACCACUGACCUAAAAGCUCACAGCUCCAUCUAUGCAGGCCAGACUUUGGUUCUUAGAUGGUUGAGGUCUGAAAAUAAGCAGCAGUUUGCAUCUUCUCCACUGUGCCAUCGGAGAAUGGCUCUUUCUUCAUCCCAGCCCAGAAAGAGACGGAAGGAAGCCGAAUCGAUUAUAAUAAGGACCCUAUCUGGGUAUCUGCCACCCGAGAAAAGAACUCUGGUAUCAGGCAUUGCUUGGCUUCCUAUCUCAGUAAAUUACAGCUUCCCAAGCUUCUGCCACCACCUUAUAGGCAAAUUUAGGCUUCCCUAAGAGAUUAAAGACAGAAAGGGGUGCACUGAUGCACAUAAGCACGGAGACCUACGCAUGGAAGCUUGUGGACAGCCCAGGUUUGUUGGCCAAUUUGGUGCUUGAGGCCAAUUUGGUGCCAAAUGAGAGCAUUUGCUGAGGUGAAAAUGAAAAUAAAAUAAGAAUGCUUUCCUGAAAUGA